Messenger RNA from Drosophila serrata, 786 nucleotides. RefSeq names its product ribosomal protein S9 (gene RpS9). Lineage: Eukaryota; Metazoa; Arthropoda; Insecta; Diptera; Drosophilidae. The record is from RefSeq and is a predicted model, not a curated record. Gene Ontology annotation, molecular function: rRNA binding; structural constituent of ribosome. Gene Ontology annotation, cellular component: cytosolic small ribosomal subunit. Gene Ontology annotation, biological process: ribosomal small subunit biogenesis; translation.
CUAGCGGUCACCCUUCGAAACGUAAGCUAAAUUGGCCACACUUCUCUCUUUUGACUUAGACUUCAGCAAGAACUGCUGGGUUAACUAGUGAGAACCAUGGUGAACGGCCGCAUCCCCUCGGUCUUUUCGAAGACCUAUGUGACUCCCCGUCGCCCCUAUGAAAAGGCGCGUCUGGACCAGGAGCUGAAAAUCAUCGGCGAGUAUGGUCUUCGCAACAAGCGUGAGGUGUGGCGCGUCAAGUACGCCCUGGCUAAAAUCCGUAAGGCUGCUCGUGAGCUGCUGACCCUUGACGAGAAGGAUGAGAAGCGUCUAUUCCAAGGUAACGCGCUGCUUCGUCGCUUGGUCCGCAUCGGCGUCUUGGACGAGUCCCGCAUGAAGCUCGAUUACGUGCUGGGCCUUAAAAUUGAGGACUUCUUGGAGCGCCGUCUGCAGACCCAGGUGUUUAAGCUAGGAUUGGCCAAGUCAAUCCAUCAUGCUCGUGUGUUGAUCCGCCAGCGUCACAUUCGUGUGCGCAAGCAGGUGGUUAAUAUUCCAUCGUUCGUGGUGCGCUUGGACUCGCAGAAGCACAUUGACUUCUCCCUGAAGUCGCCCUUCGGCGGCGGCCGCCCUGGCCGCGUUAAGAGGAAGAACCUGAAGAAGAACCAGGGAGGUAGCGGUGCUGCUGCCGAAGAGGAGGAAGAUUAAGCAGUCGUAACCAGCUGCAGCCGGAUAACCAAAAGGCUCAGUGGUCUUCGGAAACUGUAUUUAUCUGUUUUACACGCAAAUAAACAAAACAAAACAUCUUAA